GUUUUGCAUGAUUUAUACAGCAUUACGUCAGAUUUAGCGGCUGUUAACACUGUUUUACAGGUAGUUUCCAUUCACUGACACGUUAAUGUAUCAUUUCAGUUCAUGUUUUGUUUCAUUUUCCAUUUGUGUCUUGUUUUGAACACCGGGGAUUCCUACACGCUGUGACCUGCUGCUCUCCUGGUGACUUUCCCGGAUUGUGAAAUGCGUGAUUAACCAUGACAACUGAAUCAGGCGCAGACUCGGAGGCCAAGCAGCCGCAGGAGAACAAGGAGAAGGGGAAAGCCAAAGCAGCCGCCGAACCUGUCGAGCCUGAGAACCAAUCAGAGCUCCCCGCUGCCGCCGGACACAGCACCCCCGCCCGGAAAGAGCAGGAGACGCAGGAGGACGACCAGGUGUCCCAUCAGUCGUCCACCAGCCGUCUGUCCAGGUCUCCUCUGAAAGGGGUGAAGAUCAUGCAGUGCAAAGUCACCAUGCUGGACGGCUCCGACUUCUCAGUCAACGUGGAGAAACGAGCCAAGGGUCACGUGCUCUUUGAUAAAGUAUGCGACCACCUCAAUCUGAUGGAGAGGGACUACUUCGGCGUCACAUACAGAGAUGUAGAGAAUCAGAAGAACUGGAUAGACCCUAACAAGGAGCUGAAGAAGCAGAUCAGGACCGGUCCCUGGAACUUUGCUUUCAACGUCAAGUUUUACCCUCCAGACCCCGCACAGCUCACUGAGGACAUCACAAGGUACUACCUGUGUCUGCAGCUGAGGGAUGAUGUGGUGUCGGGCCGGCUGCCCUGCUCCUUCGCCACCCACACGGUGCUCGGGUCCUACACAGUGCAGUCUGAGCUGGGAGACUACGACCCAGAGGAGUUAGGCAGCGACUACAUCAGUGAACUGCGCUUCGCACCAAACCAAACCAAAGAGCUGGAGGAGAAGGUCAUGGAGCUCCACAAGACCUACAAGGCGAUGACACCUGCCGAAGCUGAGAUACACUUCCUGGAAAAUGCCAAGAAGCUGUCCAUGUACGGCGUGGAUCUUCACCACGCUAAGUUGGUAGGGAGUCUCAAUGAGAGCUUGGCUCCAGCUGAGGGAGAGGACUCUGAAGGCGUGGAGAUUAUGUUGGGAGUCUGUUCUAGUGGCUUGCUCAUCUACAGGGACAGGUUGCGGAUCAACAGGUUCGCCUGGCCCAAAAUCCUCAAGAUCUCCUACAAGAGGAACAACUUCUACAUCAAAAUCCGUCCUGGCGAGUUUGAGCAGUUUGAAAGCACAAUUGGUUUCAAGCUCCCAAAUCAUCGCGCUGCAAAGCGGCUGUGGAAGGUCUGUGUGGAGCACCACACCUUCUUCAGGCUUGUAUCCCCCGAAGCACCACCGAAGAAGUUCAUGAGCCUCGGCUCUAAGUUUCGUUACAGCGGCAGAACGCAGGCUCAGACCCGCAGGGCGAGCUCUCAGAUCCAAAGACUGGCGCCACUGUUCGAACGCUCCGCCAGCAAACGCUACAACAUGUCUCGCAGCUUAGACGGAGCACCCAUCACGGAGAGCCAUGAGACUCUGAUGAAGGACAGCGCUGCUGACGGGGUUUCCAAAGUCAUCGCCACGGGAGACAUCAUCGCCGCAGUGACGGAGAAGAAGGCAGAGGAAGAGAAGGCGGAGCAGGAAGACGCUCAGAUGGCUGCAGCGACGCCAGAGCCCUCCACACCGCUCAGACACGACACAAAGUGCUCCCCUCAUGUUUACUCGAGUGACCCCCUCCGCUCCGAGCUCUCCCUCCCCUCAUCUCCCGUUUCAUCCACCAAAGUACGGCGGAGGCGCAGGGAGGGCGCGCGCAAACGGGCGUCGUCGGUCAGUCCGGCCAAGAGCAGCGACAGUUGCCGCCGCCGCCAAGCCCUCGACGACCGUAAAGCCGCGCUGCUGGACGAGCAGGUGCUGCUGCUCUCUGCCCGAAAGCAGAGGCUGGAGCAGGGCAAGAGGCGCGGCGGCAUGCUGUUCUCCUUCUCCCUGCACCUGCCCGACCUGUCCUCCUACCUGGACGAGGACGGAUACAUCUCCUUCCCCGAUCUGUCUGAGAUGCGCUUCCUCCCCAUGUGCGCGCAGAACUUCAUGCCCAUUAAGUCACCCUCGCUCAUCCCCUGCUUCCUCUUCAUCUUCUUCUUCCUGCUGUCCACUUCGUUUUCCGUCCCGUACGCCAUCUCCCUCUCCUUCCCCCUGGCGCUGUGCCUCUGCUACCUGGAGCCCAAGGCAGCCUCCCUGACCGCAUCCAUAGCCCACGGCUACCAUGACCAUGACAGUUCAGAGGAAGAGGAGGAGGAGACUGACAGCGAACAAACCGACUUUGCCUUUGAUGGAGAUAUGACUGCCACAGAGUCGGACGCAGAUGAGGACUCUGAGAUGCCCACUCAGGACGCCUCGCCUCCGGAAGAGAUGGUCAAGCACCAGACCAACAUCAGCGAGCUGAAGCGCUCCUUCCUGGAGACGGGGGACACUUCUUCGGGCCUGACCGAAUGGGAGAAGAGACUCUCCUCGUCCCCGGCACGCUCACCCAGAGCGGACGAACCCCCGAUGAUAGUGCCGCUGGAGCCGGAGGACACUCAAGACGAGCUGCCUGCAGGAGAAGAGACAAAAGGGGAGGUGGAACCUAAACUCGCUGAGGCGGCAAGAUAUCUGGUGAAAUACGUGGUGGAUAGUAUGGCGACAGAUUUGGCCACUUCCUCAGGGCCUCGCUGUCUUAGUCUGUCAACCACGAUGGACGACGACGUCUUCAUGGACGGGACCCUCAGGGAGGUGGACGAGAAAACCCCCGACUCUCAGGAGGAGCUGUCGGAGAGGGCGGAGCUGAAGGUCAGCCCCGGAGCUGUCAGACAGGAAGUGUCCCAGGCCAUCAGUGACAAGAAAGGGAUGCUCAUUAUUUUGAAAGAUGCAGAGGACACAGAGGGCAAAGAGAUGAGUCCUGUUGAUGAAGAAGAGGAGCCCAUCAUUCCUGAAGAGGAUGAAGCUGAGGAGAAUGAAAUGCUAUCUGCAUCUAAAGAGAAAGAAACCAUAAAAGAAGACACUUCUGUAGGUAUAGAUGCAGAAGACAAGAUGCAGCGCCUGAGGAUCGAGAUAAAAACUGAAGACAUGACUCAGAUUAAAGGUAUCGACUCGCCUAAAAAGGCCAUGGCAUCCUGGAUAUCUGAGGAGGUGAAGACCGAGGCUUCAGAGGUCAUCAGUGUGACAAAUGGAGUAAAAGAGAUGACUAACGGCAUAAACCAGGAAGCAGACAUAUUCAUCUUUAAAGCGGGCCAAACAGAGCAGUCAAAGUCCUUCGAAGAGGUCCAAACGAAAAGGUCAGAGUUCUUCGAAGAGGUCCAAACGAAAAGGUCAGAGUUCUUCGAAGAGGUCCAAACGAAGAAGUCAGAGUUCUUCGAAGAGGUCGAAACGGAGCAGACAGAUUUCUUCAAAGAGGCCCAAACGAAGAAGUCAGAGUUCUUCGAAGAGGUCGAAACGGAGCAGACAGAGUUCUUCGAAGAAGCCCAAACGGAGCAGUCAGAGUUCUUCGAAGAGGCCCAAGCGGAGCAGAUAGAUUUCUUCGAAGAGGCCCAAACGAAGCAGUCAAAGUCCGGCCUGAUUACCAUUUCUGAAUCCUCUCCUACGUCCUUAGCAGUGUCUACGCUGGGAUGGGUUUCCUCCUCUGAAAAGACAUCCGCUGAACCGCAGGAGGAGGCGGUCGUUGCCACGGAGACGGAGGCAGCACCAGCCGAGUCGACGGGGCCAACGAGUCUCGAUGUCAUCGAGGUGGGAACCAAAGAGGUGCCUGUUGUCCACACAGAGACAAAAACUAUCACCUAUGAGUCUGCAGAGGGUGAAACUAACGGUGACGUAGACCCUGGGGUGUUGCUGAGUGCUCAGACCAUCACCUCGGAAACCACCAGCACCACGACAACCACACACAUCACAAAGAUGGUGAAAGGAGGAAUAUCGGAGACGAGAAUUGAGAAAAGGAUCGUCAUCACGGGAGACUCAGACAUCGACCACGAUGAGGCUCUGGCUCAGGCCAUAAAGGAGGCUAAAGAACAGCAUCCUGACAUGUCAGUGACCAAAGUAGUGGUUCAUAAAGAGACAGAGAUCACGCCAGAGGAGGGGGAGGACUGACCCAGGAGUAACACUGAGGGCUGUUUUCUGUUCAACCUCCCAGAAUCCACCUCCAACAUAAUACUCCGAGACUCUCAGAAGACUAGAACGGCUCCUACUCUCCGAAUGCUGCAGCUCUCCGCUUGUCGCAACCAUCACCUGCAAAAUACAUGAAUGCAUCUUGCAUGAGAAGGACGCAACGUUGCAUUAUCAAACAAACGGCAAGAUUAUACUGAAAGCCGUCCGAUUAAAAAAAAAUAAAAAAUGGUUCUCGAUCCCGCCUGCACGCCGAAUCCCUGUGUGCGCGGCAAGCAAACGGUUUGCUUUCACUGCCUUAUGACUUUGAUGCAUUGUUAUGAUUAUUGAGAAUAAUUAUUGUAGCGACGUUUUAUUUAUGAAAUAAAGCCAUCACUCCAGAAAUCGCUGUAGGCUGUAUACGGAGCAUACACUAUUUAACCUUGCUGUAGAAGUGCCACGUUCAUUUGCCAGCAAGCAUCGCCUCACUCCAACAACAUGAUGAUUUCCAGGUUUGCCACUACAGAAAUCACUACGGCCCGGUUCUGUACAUAUCAAAGCUUUCCUAGGAGAAUAGCAAAUUAUCUUUCACGGUUGAUUUUUUUCUCACGUCUACUUGAAUUGCAUUUUUCUUUUUUAAAGAUAAUUUCAGCAUUUUAAUUGUUUUCUAAUUUAUUGAUUCCACCUAAAAUAGGGUCUGUUUUGGCAAACGCCAAGGAAUCAAUAUUUCGGUGAAAGAAAUAGUAAUGCGCCUGCGCGGGGGCGUUGAAUGUUCACAGGGUCGAUGAUCGGCUGCCACGCAAGUCCCAGGUUUGUGUGACUGAGAGGAAAAGGGCUCAGACUGCCGAGCGCUGCCCAAAUUAGAAGCAAAGCCAAGAGAGAUCUGUAACCCCGCCCCCGCCCACCUCGAACAUGUCAACUUUACGCCUCCCUCAUCUGUCCAACUGUAUCUGAAUAACCAAGAUGUGUUCCUGUACAGCCAUGUUUUCCUCAAAGUGGUGAAAUAAAAGUGGAAAAUGCAUUUGUUUUUACUUUGCCGUUUCCUUCUCAAAUAAUAAAAUGUUUACCACAGUACCAAAA
This is a messenger RNA of Gymnodraco acuticeps, 5186 nucleotides long. It is a transcript of the gene epb41l3b, whose product is annotated as erythrocyte membrane protein band 4.1-like 3b. Gene Ontology annotation, molecular function: actin binding; structural molecule activity. The transcript is spliced from 26 exons. Gene Ontology annotation, cellular component: cytoskeleton; plasma membrane. NCBI's taxonomy places the organism in Eukaryota, Metazoa, Chordata, Actinopteri, Perciformes, Bathydraconidae. Gene Ontology annotation, biological process: cortical actin cytoskeleton organization. The record is from RefSeq and is a predicted model, not a curated record. Bases 216 to 4112 code for a protein of 1298 amino acids.